This is a messenger RNA of Athalia rosae (coleseed sawfly), 1854 nucleotides long. It is a transcript of the gene Rheb, whose product is annotated as GTP-binding protein Rheb homolog. The record is from RefSeq and is a predicted model, not a curated record. Lineage: Eukaryota; Metazoa; Arthropoda; Insecta; Hymenoptera; Athaliidae. The coding region runs from base 188 to 736 and encodes 182 amino acids. The transcript is spliced from 6 exons. Gene Ontology annotation, biological process: small GTPase-mediated signal transduction. Gene Ontology annotation, cellular component: plasma membrane. Gene Ontology annotation, molecular function: GDP binding; GTP binding; GTPase activity.
UCCCUAUGAUAUCGCCACGAUAGUGUGAUCAGUGGGUACACAUACUACAUCGUAACUCGUCACUCGUAUGCGCUUGUGAUAUCCAUACUUUGCCAUUUUAAUUUAUAGACGACAGUGUUACUGUGACAGUGUGGAAAGUAGAUUUCAGCGUGUUAUGGGCCAUUGUCAGUUAACAAAUUCAUGAAGAAUGCCAUCGAAACAGAGAAAAAUAGCCAUUAUGGGCUACAGAUCUGUGGGAAAAUCAUCACUCAGCAUACAAUUCGUUGAGGACAAAUUUGUCGACUCGUAUGACCCAACAAUUGAAAACACAUUUACCAAAAGUACACGCGUCAAUAGUCAAGAAUACGAAGUAAAGUUGGUGGACACAGCCGGUCAGGAUGAGUACAGCAUAUUCCCAACGCAAUAUUCGAUGGAUAUACAUGGAUAUGUGUUGGUUUACAGUAUAACAAGCGCAAAAAGUUUUGAUGUUGUGCAAAUAAUCUACGACAAGCUAUUGGACAUGACGGGCAAAGUACAUGUGCCCAUUGUCCUGGUGGGUAACAAAACUGAUUUACAUGUGGACCGAAUGAUAUCAACGGAGCAAGGAAAACGACUGGCAGAUUCAUGGCAUGCUGCCUUUCUGGAAACGAGUGCAAAACAAAAUGAGUCUGUCGCAGAUAUAUUUCAUACCUUACUGGUUGAAAUCGAAAAGGCUGAUGGCAAUGUACAAGAGAAAUCCAAUUGUGUUAUCUCCUGAACUACGUUAGCUAGAUUAUUCGUCCGCCGUCGCCCUUUUCCUAUUCUUUUUAGUACUAUUGUUUUAAUCCAUUAAAAAUUCGAUAAAAGUCUAAUCUCUGUUUAUAAAUACAGAGAAGCUGGCACGGAUUUUAAUGAGAUAUUAAACUAAGCACUGUAAUUAUUUUCUAUACUGUAAGAAACCAGAAUAAAACUAUUCCCCUACCUGGCCACACCCGAACUGGUCUUUAAAAUAUGAUCUUUGUGAAGCUAAUUAAACGGUCACUGCACAUAAGAUUAAUUUGACUUCUUUUCUUUUUUCUUUGACGCUGAGGGAGAAGAUUGUUCGAAAGACAGCUUUUUUUAAAGAGAAAAGCUGUUACAAAUGUGGUGCAUAUUAUUGGAAAUUGGAUCAACGCGGUGAUUUAAUUGUAACAAGACAGGGACGCUCUGCUCAUAUUUUAUCAUCCUGAAUUUAGAGGCUGGUGCUCACAAGGCAAGAUUGAUAAUCAGUAACUUGUCAUCAUUUAUUUAGUAAUAAUAUUCAAUGAAAUAGAAGGUUCGUUUUUCCAAUGAUCUAUAAUAUUCUCAUCUAAUUUUACGUUGAAAUAUUAACAAGUUAUUAAAACAUAGUUCAGUUUUUAUACGAGGACAUUUAAUUUUGUAUUUUUCACCUUCUGUUGUUUAGAGAAACUGAAACGAAUGUCUAUAUAGGUAUAGAUCUCUAGCAAAUAUGUUGAUUUUCAGUCUAUAAUUUGAAGUUGAAUCAAACCUGUAACACUGACGAAAAAAUAUUGAAUGCCGAGUAUCAUAUGAAUUUACAAAAUGUUCAAAUCCCAAUGUAGUUAUAAGUUACCAUAUCUCUGUGACAAUGAGUAUUGUUGUUUUCAUGUCUAAUCACCGUACUUUUAACAAAGAUCUCAGGAUACUCUCCACAGAAAUUGAAAAUUUAUUCUUACACUGUCUAAAGGGUCUGUAUCAUAUUAUAUAUAGUAUACAUACAUAGAUACAUACCUAUACACAACGUUGUUAAAAAAACUGCAAAAGAGAAAUGUAAUAUGUGAAUAUAAAACGAAUCUGAUAUAAGAUACUGUAAAACAUGUAAUGACGUACAAUAAAAGGAAGAAGAAUGAAAAAGUG